AUGCCAUUGAAUUUAUUCGGAAUAGGUGCUGGAGGUGUGAAGUCACAACAGCUCGACAACUCUUCCCGAGGUUCACGCUUUAUGUUUUUAAGAAAUGCCGGCACUUCUGAUGGAAAAGACUGGCGGGGAUCAGUCGUAAAAUUGCCUAAUCACACUGUGACUUUAGACAAAAGACUUGCUGAAGGUGGAUUUGCGAUUGUAUAUUUGGCAAGCGAUAAGCAGGGGCGUCAUUAUGCGCUUAAAAGGCAGUUUAUCAGUGAUGACAUUCGGCAGUUGGAAGCAUGUAGAAGAGAAUGUCGCAUUGUUAGUUGCUUGGCGGGACACAAAAAUAUUGUGUCUUAUAUAGAUCAUAUGAUACUGAAAAAUAAUUGCGGUGUAUACGAGUGUUCACUUCUUACUACUUAUUAUAAAAGUAGCGUGUUGCAGCUGAUGAAUGAACGGCAUUUAGCGGGACGAUGUCUCUCAGCAAAUGAAAUUUUGAAAAUUUUUUGUGAUGUAUGUGAAGCAGUUGCACGAUUGCAUCAUUCUCAAACUCCAGUGAUUCACCGUGAUUUAAAGGCUGAAAAUGUUCUGAUUGAUGAACAUCGUCCUGGUUCACCAGUGUAUGUUUUAUGCGACUUCGGAAGCGCUACAACAAAGGUUUUAUCGUCGGACACACAGUCACUGCAAUUUAUUGAAGAAGAGAUUCAUCGCUAUACGACACUAGCAUAUCGAGCUCCUGAAAUGGUAGAUAUUUACUCGGGAAAGCCCAUUGGUACAAAGGUUGAUAUAUGGGCUCUUGGUGUCAUGCUGUACAGGCUCUGUUAUUUCAGUCUUCCGUUUGGCGAGAGCUCGCUUGCAAUUCAAAAUUGUUCUUAUAAUUUUCCCACUGAGCCCAAGGUACUUUUUGACCCAGAUCUUGUUCGCCGUCCAGAUAUCUAUCAAGUUUCAACUCUUGCUUUUAAGGCUGCCGGACAGCGCUCUCCGAUUGGUAAUUUAAAUAAAGUUCCAGCAUUGUGUCUAAUUGAUGCCAUGAGAAAUUUGCGCCAACAGGAAGUCAAUACAACAGCAGUUGCGGGUACGUCAGCACGCAUAUCGACAUUUACUAAUUUUGAUAGCCGUGUUGCACAGAAGGAAACAGUUACUUCUAUCAAUCCAAGAUUGAGACCAAAGCCAUAUAGCAAUGCAGUUCGCUUGAAUUUGGCCGAUUCCAGUUCACGUUUAUUAGAUGCUCCAAUCAGUAAACAGCAAAGCAGUUCAUCUCAUCCAGAAAUCGAUGUUGCACAUGCAGGAUCUUCGCAGAAAUCAUGUGGUGUUGCAGAAGAAUGUGGUAAUGAAACUCUAAAAUCAAGUGCAUUCAGACCAUACAGCGCUUCGAGCGAGAGCAAUACUAAAGUUAUGUCUUCACGAUUUACAAGUGAACUCUUCGAGACAGUGUCUGUCACCGUUUCUUCUGUAAAUUUACCAAUGGAGAAUGAUGACAAGUCAUGGAAUCCAUUCUUAAUUGCGCCGUUCAGCUCACAUAGACGCAAUCCAGCUGCUUUACGGAAUACUACAAUGGAUGAUCGUAGUUUUGGACAUUGUUUUGAUAAAUUGCCGAGGCAUUUAAAACAGUUCGCAUCAAGUAAAACGGUGAAAAAUGAUGCAAAUUUAGAAAUUGAUGAAAAUGAUCCAUUUGCUGCAGCACCAAUUCAUCACUAUCAAAUAAGGGUUAUUGAACAAGUUUCCAGAAUGAAAGGUGCACGUACAACACAGGAAAAAAGUCAAUCAAAUGGUACUGCAGUUCAAGACGCUGUUAUUAAUCAUGAAAUUCUCUUAUCAUCUUCGACUAGUAGCGAUAAACUUUGA
Molecule: messenger RNA, 1827 nt
Organism: Acanthocheilonema viteae
Lineage: Eukaryota; Metazoa; Nematoda; Chromadorea; Rhabditida; Onchocercidae
Source: the annotation of a GenBank genome assembly